This is a messenger RNA of Rotaria socialis, 1497 nucleotides long. Lineage: Eukaryota; Metazoa; Rotifera; Eurotatoria; Philodinida; Philodinidae. The record is from the annotation of a GenBank genome assembly.
AUGACGACAGAAGCAUGCCAUCUUUUACCUCUAUCAGAUGCGGCAAAUAUUCCUUCAUGUAACGUUACGACACAAAGACACAAACGUUCGCGUUCUCGUCUCAUCAGUUUAGGUGUUGGAGUCAUAAGUAUGGGUCUAUCUAUAGCAAAUAGCAUACAAAUGCUAAAUCUUCAAGAACAGGUUGAAAUGGUUGAAAACACUCUAUCAGAACUCUCCCAAACGAUGCAAAUACAUGAAGCAAAACUAGCAAAAAUUCAACCAAACCAGAUCAAAAUUGCAGAGCAACUUCAAGUAACACAACAUGCCAUUAACGAUAUCAUACCUGUUCUAGAUUCGCAUUCCCAGGCUCUGAAUACGCUUAAAACUGACAUUGAACGAUUACACAUUAAUUUCCAACGCUCCUUCAUCUACUUAGCAAUAACCCAGAUCUUCCGUAAUCAACUCACUUUGAAUUUUUUAUCACCAGAUGAUCUGCAGAAAGUAGUAUACCACGUUAUUGAGCAAGGAAAUCUAACUUUUAAUGCUCAUCAUGGAUCGAUUCCCAUUGUCGAAUUCAUUACUAAACUGCUCGUUCGUCAACAGAUAGACUUCAUUCCCAGUUCACAAUAUGAAAAUCAGAAUCCACAGGAAAUAGGUCGUAUUGUCAUCACUAGUUUUUUUGCCGUUCCACAACAGGAACAAACAUCAUUUCAUGUCUACAAAUUAUUGACGAUGCCCUACCUACAUAAGAAUCAAACUAUUCAACUCUCUCAUAUUCCUCGAUACUGGGCAAUAAACCCAACAGACAACACUACUAUGGAAUGGCAUGAUCCUGAAGAAUCCGGAUGCAACCUCCAAUUGAUGACAUCAUGCCGUGAUACUCCACCAUUACGUACAAUAUCAAAAGAUAGUUGCCUUGGUCAAAUCAUAGGAAGUCUUCCAUUGUCCAGUUGUCAUGCAAAAUAUGUCUCCCAUUCCGGAGUUUUUGUUCGACAGCUGACAGAUAACAUUUGGGUGACUUCGUCAUCUGAAUCGCUACAUUGUCUAAAAAUUCCAAAAAUCGAAUAUCGAACUAGUAAUCACCAAACUUUGAACAUAAGCCAGCAAAUAAUUCUUCCGCCGGUAGCUCUUGUAAACGUAACUCCAGGUUACACAAUUUUGUGCCCUGGAUUCACUUUGGUAGGCCGUCCAAGAACUUCUAAUGUCUCUUCACUCAUAAUCCUAAACGAUAUGGGACUAUUUUCUACCAAUAUGUCUAUCGUAGAUGUCUCUCGACACCUCACCGAGAAUACUACAUGGUUUAAGACAAAUUGGACUGAGCAAAGAAUGCAGGAGAUUAUAAACGAUCUACGUCAACCAAUAACAGUUCCUACCACUCGUCAAUUUCCUCCCAUUCAUAAAUGGUCUCUUAACAUGUUAGUAACUAAAUUGACAUUUUUCGGACUGGCCGCCAGUUUAGUAUACUUGGCUUUUCGACGUUGUCGAACAACUAACCACCAAACUCUUCGAAUAAUUUAA